Messenger RNA from Chrysoperla carnea, 3770 nucleotides. RefSeq names its product adenylyl cyclase 78C (gene Adcy8). Gene Ontology annotation, molecular function: adenylate cyclase activity. Gene Ontology annotation, cellular component: plasma membrane. Gene Ontology annotation, biological process: adenylate cyclase-activating G protein-coupled receptor signaling pathway; cAMP biosynthetic process; intracellular signal transduction. The transcript has 13 exons. The coding region runs from base 16 to 3435 and encodes 1139 amino acids. Lineage: Eukaryota; Metazoa; Arthropoda; Insecta; Neuroptera; Chrysopidae. The record is from RefSeq and is a predicted model, not a curated record.
GUAAAUUAUGCUGGAAUGUAUACUAAAUAUUUAACAGAUCGUAGUCAACGUAAAGCAUUUUUAGAAACGCAUCGAUCAAUGGAAACACGAUAUAAAACUCAGAAAGAAAAUGAACGUCAAGAAAAAUUACUAUUAUCAGUGUUGCCAGAUUUUGUCGCAAGGGAAAUGGUAAAAGAUAUCGCUCAUGAAGAAGAAGAAGGUGGCGAAUUUGAAGCUCAUCAAUUUCACAAAAUUUAUAUACAUCGUUAUGAAAAUGUUAGCAUUUUAUUUGCAGACAUUAAAGGUUUUACAGCUUUAGCAUCAAAGUGUAGUCCUCAAGAAUUAGUAAAACUAUUAAAUGAUUUAUUUGCAAGAUUUGAUAAAUUAGCUGCCGAAAAUUAUUGUUUACGUAUAAAAUUACUAGGAGAUUGUUACUAUUGUGUAUCGGGUUUGCCUGGACCACGUUCAGAUCAUGCUUUGUGCUGUGUUGAGAUGGGACUACAUAUGAUAAAAGCAAUUGGUGAUAUUCGCUGUAAUGCACAUGUCGAUUUAACAAUGCGAAUUGGUAUUCAUUCCGGCUCAGUAUUAUGUGGUGUAUUAGGCCUGAGAAAAUGGCAGUUUGAUGUAUGGUCGUAUGACGUUACAUUAGCAAAUUAUUUAGAAGCAGGUGGUAUACCUGGUCGUGUCCACAUAUCUGAAGCAACAUUAAAUUGUUUAAAUCACGCAUAUGAAGUAGAACCAGGGAAUGGCCAUGAACGCAAUCCAUACUUACGUGAUCAUAAUAUCAAAACGUAUCUAAUCAAACAAGAUGAGCCAUUGCGAGUGCAUAAGAAACGUACAUUUCGUCCACGAUUAUGUCCAAAAGCGGAUGCAGAAAAAUAUUCGAUUGUAUUAUCAAAUUCACCAAGAAAAAUAUGUCCUACAUUAAUAAAGUCUGAUAAAGUCAACAGAGAAAAUGAUGAAGAUUGUAUAUUUGGUGAUACUAUUGGUAAUAAUUUGAUCAUUGAAGAAGAAAAUCUAACUGAUUGGACACCAGAAAUACCUUUUGAAAAUCUAAAUUCUACUAUGAUAUCAAACGAGUUGGACAAUAGGACAUAUAAAAUGCAUGUUUGGCACGAUCCUGAAUCAGGCGGGAAAUCACAUACAGUUCUAUCACCCGCUGAACAAGUUGAUGAGAUAAUGGACCAUUCAAUUGAAAUCGAUAGUAAUAAACGUAUCCGCGAUGCACACGUGAAUCCAUGGACAUUACAAUUCAAGGAUAAAUCAACUGAGCAAAAGUUUUGUCAACUGAGGGAAGAUAUGUUCAAAUCGAAUAUGUUAUGUUGCUUUAUUAUAUGGAUUUUUAUAGUAAUUUGCCAAAGUAUUAUUUUACCUCGUAAUCAAUUACUCUCCAUCGGGUUAAUAGUAACGACAUUACUAUUAACAGCCACAUCAGUACUAGUAAUGGCUGAAGAAUUUUCCAAAGUACCAAUAACAUUACAAAAAGCCUCCGCAAUGCUUGUCCAUCAUCGAAAUUGUCGUACGGCAUUCAUCUGUUGUGUAAUAAUAUUAAUGGCAGCGGCCAGAUCAGCAUCAUUAAUUAAAAUGGCAACAGAAUUUGAAAUUUAUGAUACAAAUGAUACCAAUGAUACAUCAAACAUAACUACUACUGGUAAAAACCACAUGGGUUGUAAUGGUUGUUCGCAUCCUGAAUAUAUUGUUUUCACAUGGGUUUUAUGUUUGGUUGCAUUAGCUACGGCUUUGAAAUUAUAUUAUUUGAUUAAAACUGCUUUAGCUAUUAUUAUGGUUUCAAUUUAUACGUUAUUAAUUUUGCAACUGUAUCCGAGUGUAUUUGAAGAUACUGAAAAUAAAAAUUCUGGAGGUCAAAUACCAAUGCCAGCUCAAAUGUUAAUCUUAUUAACAAUUUUCUUAACAAUGGUGAUUUAUCAUGCCAGAUUAGUAGAAGUAACAUCGCGUUUAGAUUUUUUAUGGAAACAGCAAGCUGAAAAAGAAUUGGCAGAUAUGAUUGAGACACGACACAACAAUCGUCAAUUAUUAAAAAAUAUAUUACCUGAUCAUGUAGCAAACCAUUUUUUAACAGCCAAUCGACAACCAGAUGAAUUGUACUCUCAGUGGCGUGAUGAAGUUGGAGUUAUGUUUGCCAGUAUACCAAAUUUUACUGAAUUUUAUUCGGAAGACAUUAACAAAGGAAUGGAAUGCAUUCGACUUCUAAAUGAAAUUAUUGUCGAUUUUGACGAGCUUUUGGAUGAAGAACGUUUUGAUUCCAUCGAAAAAAUAAAAACGGUUGGAUCAACGUAUAUGGCAGCAUCUGGUUUAAAUCCCAGUAAAAAACAACGAAAACACGCCGAUCAUUUAGAUCAUUUAUGUGCAUUGGUGGAUUUUGCAUUUGCAAUGAAAACGCGGUUGGAUAAUGUUAACACCCAUUCAUUCAAUUCAUUUGGAUUGCGUGUAGGUAUUUCAUGUGGGCCACUUGUUGGUGGUGUCAUUGGUGCACGUAAGCCCGUGUUUGAUAUAUGGGGAAAUACUGUGAAUGAAGCUUCACGUAUGGAUUCCACUGGUGUCAUGGGCCAUAUUCAAGUGCCAAAAGCUACUGCUGAAUUAUUAGCUGCACGUGGUUACCAAAUACAAUUACGAGGUAUUAUUGACGUGAAAGGCAAAGGUAAAAUGGAAACAUACUUUAUAUUAGGUUUAUGUCCAUCACGAGUCAAAGGGUGUAAUCGUCAACCAAGUCAAUGUAAAAGUUUAGCAGCGGUGGUUUACGCUAUGGCCCAAGCUCGCCGUAAAUUAAAUACAAGAUAUUCAAUGAUAUCACGACCUCGUUCACAAAUCAAAAAUGAAGGAGAUAAAACUCACAAAUUAAAUAACUACAGUUCAAUGCGUCAUCCACAUCGGACACCAACAAAUCCAGUACGACGUAAUACAACGCGUGCACAAAAUAGAUGCGCACACGCCAAAUCACAACCAAAUAUGCGACAAAUAGGUUCAACGUCAUCUUCUUCAACAAAUACAGAAACAAAAAUCAUGGAUGACUGUACAAAUGUUAAUAAAUUAAAUACAAAUAAUUUUCUAAUAUCUGUAACUCAGUCAGCACCACAUACGCCAACCGGUGGUGGAGGUGUCUCAUCACAAUUAGAAGAAUUAAGUUCGUCACAAAUAAAUUACGUACCAAGACUUCUAUCGGAACCAACAGUUACAACAAAAACAUUAAGUUUAUCUCCAGUAUUUAAAAAUAACAGUAUUGCAUCGUCAAAUGAAGAAGAAAUUCAUAACAUGACACCAUCAACAGAUAAAUCACAUUCACGUAAUUCUAGCAAUAAUACAAUUCAUACACAAGCAACUACAUCUCUAUCCUUGUAUUCAUCACCCAAAUCAACAACAACAAAAGAAUCGCGAUUUAGUUUACGAUCUCCGUUGUUUAGAAAAAAUACAUCUGACCAACGCCAUUUAACCACAUAAUUAAAAUACAUAAGUCCAAGAAUUUUAAAGCUAAUACACUUACAUAUUUUAACUGAAUCUGAUUAUUUGAUCAAAAGAUAACCGAAUUUCAAGUUGUUUUUUUCAUAUUACAGUAAACGAGGCUAAAACCUCUAAAUUUUUUCCUAUAGCUCAUAUUGAUUUGACCUGAAAAUUUUGAUUGACCUGAAAAUUUGGGAUUACGCUUUAUUCAUACUCCAAAACAAAAUUUAUAUGGUGCCUAGUGGUGCUUUUGCCCAAGAGGUGGGGUAACCAACCCUCCUAGGGGAUGGAAAAUAUAUAUUGAAAUAGAGCAAUGAAAUCCAAACAAAAAGUGU